Pomacea canaliculata is the source of this 5526-nucleotide messenger RNA. RefSeq lists its product as uncharacterized. The record is from RefSeq and is a predicted model, not a curated record. The coding region runs from base 1090 to 2079 and encodes 329 amino acids. NCBI's taxonomy places the organism in Eukaryota, Metazoa, Mollusca, Gastropoda, Architaenioglossa, Ampullariidae. The transcript has 9 exons.
GUCUUUAUUUAGGUCAGUGAAAAACUGUCGCUUCCCUGUAUGACCGGAAAUGCACAUCAAGGUCUAAUUAGAGCUGUAUAGUCAACACACAUGAUAUCCUGAUGAGAUCUGAACUCGUAAUCACUUAUACGUUUGUUUCCAUGCUGAUAUUAAUUUUAUUCUUUCAGAUCGUCGUUGGUAGCAGCAGCAGCAACGACAAACAGUUCUCUGUGGUGCAUCGUGUCUCUGGUGUGGGGUUGGUGACAGCCAGAAACUUGUGGCAAUGAUUGUGCUAUUUGGGGAAAGAAUGCUCCAAUGUCUUGAAUGAAGGAGUUGUGAGGCAUAAAGCCAUCUCUUACACUGGUUUUCAGUCAGCAAAGCCAGGGAGGAAAGACUCCAACAAGAAAUCUGUAUUCAUCUUUAUUUUUAUUUCAUGUAAGCAGGGUCGCAAAGGUCAGUAUCGUCAUUCAAGUGACACACAUCCCUAUUCUUCAACUGAUGAGACUGGCUGUCGCAAGUAAGCAGUUCACUUCCGUUUGCUUCCGCACUGAGAAGUAGAUCGGCGACGGUGUAGGGAGAAUUUGACGAAGUUCAAUCUUUUUCCACUCUUUUGUAACAUCCAGUUUCAUUUCCUCUUAAGUCCUUUAUACAUACACUUUAUCUAGCUUAUUUCAGUAGUAGUCUUUGUUAAUAUCAACCAGAAAGAGUCAAUCCAUGGAAAUAUAGCGCUUCGAACUGAACACCACGUUUGUUCCGGCUAGCACGCAUACCGUCACGUGAUCACGAAGCUCCGCCCUAAUGGGGCGUGUCUUUGUAGUACAUUUCUGCCGAAACUAAGGCACUUCCAGUUCCUCUUCCGGAUUGGAAAACAGUCUAGAGGUGACAUUUUAUAAGCUAUUUCUAGAAGUCAGUCACUACUGUCUCAGAGAUUGAACAGUUUUAGUCGUAGUUGUAGUACAUACAGGACGACGAGCAGGAAUAAGUUUGGUUAGCUGUCGUCGUACCCAUGUCAUCAACUGAAGCCUACACCACGCCCAGCUAGUCCAACCCUACACACAGGUGUCACAUCCUGACAUUUAUUAAAAAUUAUCGUUAAUAUCUUUGGAAGACAUGGUCACGUGUGUGGCUUGUGGGGUGUGUCUAAUGAUGAUCGCCAUGUUGACUCGUGGUGGCCUGGCCUCUGAUGAGACGUGUGCAGACAUGGAAUUUGAAGGGUUGACUCAAGAUGUUACUGUCAGCGUCGAAAAGGACACUUACAUCAACGUGACCUUUCUCCUUAACACGUCCAAGUGUCCGGAAGAUGGAAACUCCUUCCGGGUCAAGGUGUUGGCCAAUCAGGGAGGCUUUAGCGUCAGUGUCUGCGUCUUCGUCAUCAAGAAAACCAGUUGCAGUGUCACGGAAAAGUCCGAUGUUUGCUAUUGUUUACUGGACACUGAAGGCUGGGCCCGCGUGUUUCAUUUGCCGAAUGACACGGGGCUGGUGACUUGCAUCUUUAGGUGGAGUGGACAUAACUCGGCCACCAUCAAGUUUGAUGUCUUCAAUCCUACUACAACUCACUUCUUCACGACGGCGGAGGAAACUUCCUCUACAUCAACUGAAGAAGAUGUAGAAAAUAAAGAUGUAGAAAAUACAAACAUAUCGUCAGGUACAGUAACUGCAAGUACAACAAAGAGCAAUACUUCCACUGAAGACAAGACUAAAAUAGGAAUUGCGGCUGGCACUAAAACAACUUCUCCAGGGUUUGCCGAGACCAAAAGCGAAGGCGACAACUUUCAAGUGAUUUUCUUUACAAGCAUUAUCACUGCCUUAGUCAUCGGCGUGCCUUUCGUCGCAGGAAUCGUCAUUUAUGUUUGUAGAGUCAAAAAGAAAAGAAAAGGUAUGAGCAGAAUAUCACAGCCUGCAGUCACAUUGUUAUUAAAUUUUUCACACAUUUUUGAUAUUUGUUUUAAAUUGGUUAUUCAUAUUUCAUAUACAUACACACGUCGAAGCAUCAUUAUACACAGAAAAUGGCUCAAACACGUCUUCAUAAAAAGUAUAUGGUCACAUUUACCGAAACCUGCUCCGAGCUCUACCAUUUUUGAGACCCUAAGCUCUUCCUGAUACUAAGCUCGCACGAGAUGUUGGAAACUGCGAGAACCUUGAUCGGCUUAAUCCGGGGAUUUUUAAGACUUGAUGGUCACGUAGUCCUCAACCAAAGGUGGGUGCUUGAAAUUAUGUUAUUUAUUUCGUGUGCGCAUUUAAAUAUUUUGUUGUUUAAAAAAAACUGUUGUCUUAUCUACACUAAUACAAACGUUGUUCAAAGACCUUCUUUAGUGCUGAUUAUAAAUAAUAUGAAGUGUAGUAAACUUAUAAUGGUCAGUGUGCGAAGCGGUAUUGAACAUUGGCGUGUUUGGACAUAGGACAUGUGAGAGAUGCUAUGUUUGUUUGUGUACAAGUAAUCGCGCGCAUUUGUAUUAAAUUUAAAGCUUUCAAGGAAGUGUUAUACAUUACUAAAUACUGGCAAUUAAUAAUAGUGAACACUGCAUUACAGUUUACACACAUUCGAAUCCCGACUGUCCUGUUAAAGGUACAGCUACCACUGCUGAACUUUCCUCUACACCGACUGACGGAGGAGUGGACAAACCAGAAGUGACAUCAGGUACAGUAACCAUGAGAACGGCAGCGAGAGUGACUCCCCCUGUGGAUGAGCCCAAACACCCAGGUGACAACUUUUAAGUGAUUUUCUGAGUUGGCAUGAAAUCUCGGAGACUGCGAUAAGCAAUGAAGCUUAAUUAGCUUAAUCCGCGGAUCUUUAUACUUUGCUGGACAAGGAUCACGGACUGGAGGUGGGUACGCGGACAUUUUAGUUUCGUUGGUGUAUAAUUUUGAAUGUGUAUUUUAAAUAUUUUGAUUUUUGUCUCUAAAAUAUAAUGUGGUGCAUUAUCCAAACUGAUAUGACCUCUUGUGAUCCUCUAGCACAGACCUGGGCAAACGCCGGCCCGCGGGCCGGAUCCGGCCCGCCUCCUGUCUCUGACCGGCCCGCCCGCUGGCCGCCCACCAAUCACAGGCUUGGUAAACCAGCUUUUAAAACCAGCAGGCCAAGUGGUGGUCAGGUCAGCCCAUAAGGCUAUUUCCAUUCCUUCCUUUUCCACCAACCUCACUCCUUGCUGUCCCUUCCCACACCCUAUACUUCAUCAAUUUUCUUCUUUUAUCCCAGACAUUCUCUUUUACCUUCUUGUCAUGAUUUCAUCAUUUCUAACCUCUUCCCUUCCCACAAACCUUCCAAUCGCCUCCCUAUUUUGCCCUUCUACACACCAAUUUCCAAACCUUCUCAACUUUUCACCUCUACCUCUCACACUUUGCUACCCUCAAACUCCCUCUCUCUCCUUUCCUUGCAAAUCCAAUUUUACCCCUUUCUCUCCCCCUCCCCCUUUAUUACCUUUUCCUUUACAUCAAACCUUUCCAAACCCUUCCUUCCACUUACCACCCCAUUCAUUCACCUUCUCUUCCUUCUCACCCCUUAUGGCCUUCCCACCUUAUCUUCCAAACUUGCCUUUUUUUUAUGGCCUUCAUGUUCUUCCAUCACUUCUACACCCCUCAAGCUCUCAAAUCUUUUUCUAUUCCCUUCCCUUUCUGCCUAAUUCCUCACCAUCACACCUUUUCCCAUCCUUUCUCACCCCCUUCCAACCUCAUCUCCUAUGUUCUGUUGGUUGGGAUGUCAUGGGAAAGAUGGUGUGAGAAGGAACGGGACGGGAAGGAAGGGUGGGUUCCUAACCUUCCCGACUCUUUUCACAUCAUCUUUCUCAUCCCACAUCUUUGCGCCUCUCCUGGCCUCUUUUUCCUAACAUUAAGGAAAGAGGGUGUCAGAAAGAGAUGUAGAGAGGUGGGGAGGAAUAGAGCCCAGAUGGUAGGGGGAAGGGGUGGAGGGGUUGAGAUGGGAAGGGACCCACUCUCCCUUCCCAUUCUAACCCUCUCCGCCUCUUUCACCCCUUCCGUCUCUUUUCAUCCUUUUCUUCACAUACCUUCUCUACGUCCUCCUUUCCUUUCAUUUCUUCUCUUUCCUCCUUUUUUUCUCCUUUCCACCUCUUCUCUCUCCACCCUUCUUCUUCCUUUCCUACUUCUUUGCUUUCUAUCCCCAUACUCCCACCACUCCUCCUUUCUCUCUUCCACCAUUUCUUCUUUCCCACCCUUCCGGUUUGGCCCAGCUUCCGUCUCUUCCUUUGACCCUUCCUGCCAUCCUCGUCUUACCCUUUCUCUUCCAAAUGUCAUAUGAUAACUAGGAAUAAGUCGAGCUGAUGUAAACAGACUGUCAGAAGGUGGAAUGGGUAACAGUGGGGAUGAGUUAGCGGUUGCGGCGGCGACACAGUAGUCAGCCUCUGGCGGUACUGGACUGUCGGAUGGACAAAAGGCCAAGAAGCCCCACCAUAGUUUAUCUCUCCUGGAAUCAGUAGGCCUGUGAACCUCGGACCGCUUACGUCACGACAGACAUAACGCAGGGUCAGGUGGGACUGCGGGACUAUCACAGAGUGCACAACGUUUCAUCAUCAGCAGUUGUCUGGUCGCAGACAGCAGAGCUCGAGGCUGGUAGAUAAGCGUUGGUCCUCAUUAGGCGUGGUCAAGCUCUGACCGCUGUCACGGCCUAAGAGGUGAGGACGAGACACGUGGUGGCACAUGGCAGUGCCAGAGUCUCUGCGCUGUUGACGGAGGCCGCUACGAUCGACGGGGUGACAUCAAAGGACAGAGGCUGGUAGAUAAGUGUUGGUCCUUGUUAGGCGCUGUUAAGCUUGAGACAGCAGUCCGGCCUAGAGGACGAGACAGACACAUGGUGGCACACAGCAGUGCCAGAGUGCUCAUCGCUUCAUAGCUGUCUGGUCGCAGACAGCAGAGCUCGAGGCUGGUAGAUAAGCGUUGAUCCUCAUUAGGCGUGGUCAAGCUCUGACCGCUGUCACGGCCUAAGAGGUGAGGACGAGACACGUGGUGGCACACGGCAGUGCCAGAGUCUCUGCGCUCGUGACGGAGGCCGCUACGAUCGACGGAGGAUACGACAACAUGACAAUAGACUUGUGUGAAGAUAUAAGUGGCGAGUGUAUGUUACACGAGUGUAGUGUGCUAUGUGUAGUAGUAAAGGUAAUUAGUGGCUCAUGAUACCUGGACUAGGCAUAGGGAAGUAAUGGGACACCUAGAGAGCGGCCAUAUUUGAAAUUGUAUAAUCAUGUAAAUUGAUUUGUCAGCCUCUCGAUCAUUAAUAACCUUCUUUAUUACACUAAACUGCCUUGUGUUGGCUAUUGGGAAUGAGCGCUGGUGGCUCAAGAGUCAAGUGUAAUUAGCAAUUUAGUGUAAGUGUGCGUGUACGGUAAAUGUCGGAGUGAGUUGGUAGAGGUGUCGAGAGGGUACACGGACUUUUCGCCGACGGACGUUUCGCCGCCGGACGUUUCAGAGCCAGACGUUUUGCCGAUCGGACGUUUCGCCACCGGACGUUUCGGAGUCGGACGUUUUGCCGACCGGCGUUUCACCGCUGGACGUUUCGGCGCGGGACACUUCAUUUCGGCAUUUCACGCGGGACCUUUA